GGUUAUCGGCCUACCUCUUCUGCCUGCCGGGUUGAGAGCCGUGGGAGUGGGCCUCAGGUCGGGUCCGCUGUUGCCUGUUAGGUGAUGUGCCCUGAAUAACGCUCUCACGGCUUCUUUCCCGGCAGGCGUUGCAGCAUCCUCCGGCUCCAGGGCUCUAGGGCUCUGGGCUGCCCAUUUCCCGUCUGCCGUGUUUUGGCGGCGCUCAUGUUGGCCUCCGUCCCACUUCGCGUUCGUUCACCUGUGCCCCUGACACCUGUACCUAGCUUGGAACACAAGCAGAGGAAAGAUUAGAGAAUGGGCACUGUCCAACCCAAGGAGGCGGCGCAGCCUGUCAGGAAGGACAUUGUUUUCUCCAGAAACGCUCCAUGAGAGGAACUUGAGGGCCCUUCACAGCGUCCUCAACAGGCCUUACACGAAGACCAGAAGAAGCAAGCCUUUUCUCAUGCAGACCAGUGAUAGCGGUUCAACAAAGCAAGGAUAUAAUUUCUAUGUGGAAUUAAUGUGGUCCAGACUAAAGAUGCGGGUGUGCUGGUUGGUGAGACAGGACAAUCGGCACCAGCGAAUCAAACUUCCACAUUUGGAAGCAGUCAUGGUUGGGCGCAGCCCCGAGACCAAGAUCACUGACAAGAAAUGUUCUCGACAGCAAGUACAGUUGAAAGCGGAGUGUAACAAAGGAUAUGUCAAGGUAAAGCAGGUAGGGGUCAAUCCCACCAGCAUUGACUCACUCAUAAUUGGGAAAGACCAAGAGGUGAAGCUGCAGCCUGGCCAGGUCCUCCACCUGGUGAAUGAACUUUAUCCAUAUAUCAUAGAGUUUGAGGAAGAGACAAAGAACCCUGGCCUGGAAACACACAGGAAGAGAAAGAGGUCAGGCAACAGUGAUUCUGUAGAAAGGGAUGCUGCCCAGGAAGCUGAGGCCAGUACAAGACUAGAACCUGGGAACAACUCUAGCCAGUGCUCUGUGCCCCCAAAGAAGGAGAAAGAUGCAUCCACCAAAAAGGAAUCAUUGGGCCACUGGAGUCAAGGCUUGAAGAUUUCAAUGGAGGACCCCAAAAUGCAGGUUUACAAAGAUGAGCAGGUGGUGGUGAUUAAGGAUAAAUACCCCAAGGCUCGUCACCACUGGCUGGUCUUACCAUGGGCCUCCAUUUCCAGUCUGAAGGCUGUGACCGGAGAACACCUUGAGCUCCUCAGACACAUGCACACUGUGGGGGAAAAAGUGAUUGCAGACUUUGCUGGGUCUAGCAAACUCCGCUUCCGAUUGGGCUACCAUGCCAUUCCCAGCAUGAGCCAUGUACACCUUCAUGUGAUCAGCCAGGAUUUUGAUUCUCCUUGCCUUAAAAACAAAAAACACUGGAAUUCUUUCAAUACCGAAUACUUCCUCGAAUCACAAGCUGUGAUUGAGAUGGUACAAGAGGCUGGCAGAGUGACUGUCCAAGAUGGGAUGUGUGAGCUCUUGAAGCUGCCCCUCCGUUGUCAUGAGUGCCAGCAGCUGCUGCCUUCCAUUCCUCAGCUGAAAGCGCAUCUCAGGAAGCACUGGCCAAAGUGAUUCUGUGGAGCCUGAACUUCUGCAGCAGGUAUACCCGGAAGCAGCACUGGGAACAGACAUUUCUGCUGGGCAUGUCUUUGAAAAGUGGCAUCAUUUUUACAUUGACUUAAUUGUUAAUUCUCUGGUGGUUCGAUAUUAGAGGAAGUACUGUCAAAGUGAGAUGGUGAUCCACAGAGAAGGUAAAGGGCUGUGUGUGCAUUUUUCAUGGGCCAGUUUCCCCCAAAGCCUCUUUCUGAUAAAAGAACCUAGCUUCACCUCUGUCCUCCAGCUCUUUCAAUGCUUCUCUCUUCUAAACAGGCAGAAUAAGCCCCAACCUCAGAUAGUACCAGAAUAUUAGAGCUGGAAAGAACUUUACAAACCAGAGCUCCUGACAGUUUGAAGGAGUCAUACAGGUUCUGAGAGGUGAAAACUAUGGAGUCUCUCACCGUACAUACAUUUUCAUACACAUCAAUUAUCUAUCGAUUUCUUAGGGCAGAGGUUCUCAGCUGUUGUGCGUGUGUGUGUGUAUGUACAUCCCUUUGACCCUGAUUAUUUUGAACCAUCUGGUAGGGCAUUUUUCCAAACCACAUACAGAAAUUAACUCUGCUAUCAAUGGGAAAACAUCUAAUACUGUGUUUUGCGGGCAGACAAAUGUUUAAACUCUUGCCUCAAGAGUCUGUUAAAGUUCUUUAGUCUGUUAGCCUCUGAUAUCCCAUUGAGUCAUCUGGGACACAGAAGUGAUUGUUUCAACACGAGUGACAAAGUUAAGUCUUUAUUAAACACCAAGAACGCUUAUAUUCCCAAACUCAUGGUGGGAGAAUAUAUACUAAAAUGUUAAUUAGUGGUUUUUUCUGGAUUGUGAGAAUGUGGGUAACAUAAAUUUCAUUAUGUUAUGAAUAUUUCUAAUUAGCUACAGUGAAUAUGUUUUUGGGAAUGUGAGAAAA
Molecule: messenger RNA, 2466 nt
Organism: Globicephala melas (long-finned pilot whale)
Lineage: Eukaryota; Metazoa; Chordata; Mammalia; Artiodactyla; Delphinidae
Gene: APTX
Product: aprataxin
Biological process (GO): single strand break repair
Cellular component (GO): nucleus
Molecular function (GO): single-strand break-containing DNA binding; protein binding; mismatched DNA binding
Source: RefSeq, a predicted model, not a curated record